UCAAUUUCUCCUGCGUUUCUCAACGCUUACAUUCCCUAUAUGCACUCGCCUUUGCUUCGCUGCAUUCUCUCAUGGCGGGUCUAUACUCCUCCUCAAGACCCUCCUCUUCUUCUUCCUCCUCUUCUUCCGCUUCCCAACAGACCUUCACUUCGCGUCUCCUCUUCCUCCUGACUGUCCUCCCUUUGACUCUCGCUUGUUUCGCCUUUGUUCUGCAAUGGCGUGGUGGUUUGAAUGACCCUAUUAGCCGUUGGUCUCCCGACCGCCUCGAGUUUCCUGGAAUGGGUACCCAAGGCUCUAGUGCCCGCGUGGGUCGAGUCUCAGAUUCGAGUUGCGCGGAUAUUCUCGGUCGUAGCCGGAUUCCUGCCUUCCCGUACUAUAAGGAUUGGAAGUUAGAUUAUGGGUCGGAUCUGAGGCCGAAGAUAUGUAUUACAACAAGCACUUCUGCUGGCUUAGAACAGAUAUUACCAUGGAUUUUUUACCACAAGGUCAUUGGAGUAUCGACCUUUUUUCUUUUUGUUGAGGGGAAAGCUUCAUCUCCUAAUGUAUCUAAAGUCUUAGAAUCAAUUCCAGGGGUGAAAUUGAUAUAUAGAACAAAAGAAUUGGAGGAACAACAAGCAAAAAGCCGGAUCUGGAAUGAGACUUGGUUGGCCAACUUCUUCUUCAAACCAUGUAAUUAUGAGUUAUUUGUGAAGCAAUCUCUUAACAUGGAAAUGGCUAUUGUCAUGGCAAGGGAUGAUAGAGUGGAUUGGAUUAUCCAUCUUGACACUGAUGAGCUCAUACAUCCUGCGGGUUCUCGUGAGUACUCUUUGAGACAGUUGCUAUCAGAUGUGCCUGGAAAUGUUGAUAUGGUUAUCUUCCCAAAUUAUGAGAGCAGCGUUGAGCGACAUGAUAUCAAGGAGCCUUUUAGUGAGGUUUCCAUGUUCAAGAAGAACUAUGAUCAUCUACCGAAGGAUGUCUACUUUGGAAAUUAUAAAGAAGCAACCCGUGGUAAUCCAAACUACUUUCUGACCUAUGGAAAUGGGAAAUCAGCUGCUCGCAUUCAAGAUCAUCUUCGGCCAAAUGGUGCACAUAGAUGGCAUAACUACAUGAAGGCCCCAAAUGAGUUCAAAUUGGAGGAAGCUGCUGUUCUGCACUACACGUACCCCAAAUUUUCUGAUCUCACAUCAAGGCGUGAUCGUUGUGGCUGCAAACCUACAAAAGAGGAUGUUAAGCGAUGUUUCAUGUUGGAAUUUGACAGAGCUGCAUUCAUAAUUGCGUCAACUGCUACAGAGGAAGAAAUGCUUCAAUGGUAUCAAGAACGUGUUGUGUGGACUGACAAAGCACUGAACUUGAAACUUAUGAGGAAGGGCAUCUUGACAAGGAUUUAUGCUCCCAUGGCUAUUAUUCAAGGGCUUAGGGAGUCUGGUGUUUUUGUCGAUGUAAUACAAUCGGCACAUGAAACUAUGUCCAAGGACACGUUGUUGUCAUCAGUUGAGAGCAACAAUUCUUCCAAAGUAGACAAUUCUAAAAUAGUUUCUUCCAGAAAGAUUGGUAACAUUGAAGAAUCUCAGGCAACUGCCCGACGAAUCUUGGAAAUCACUGACAAGGUUUUUAAUGACUCAGCAAUCCCACCACUUUCUCCUCCUGGCAUGGAUGAUUCCCAGAUUGAAAUAUAUAUCUCAACAAAUACACAAUAGAAUGGUGUGACCUUUGCACUGUUUCUGGGCCAAGAGUUCAGGAUCUCACAUGUCUAACAAAAAAGAAGCAACAUGAGAGAGGAUGACAGAGGCAGGCUUCCCUGUUGUCAAUGGUGCAUUGUCGUGUUAGGUUUCAUGGAGUUCUUCCCGAUCAUUACCCAAGCGCUUGCUGUACAUUUCAGGUCUUAGGUUUUCUUGUUCUUACAUCCUAUAGAGUGAUAGAGGUAUACCGCGAGAUUAUGAUUGUAGAUUUUUGUUGUUUUUAUCUCAGUUAUUGUCCUAAAACCCAGCUGAUCUUCUAUUUCUGUUGAUACACAUUAAAGAGCCAUUGACUCUACCUAUAUACUCUAAUUAAAAGAACAUUUCAUU
This is a messenger RNA of Rubroshorea leprosula, 2045 nucleotides long. The record is from the annotation of a GenBank genome assembly. NCBI's taxonomy places the organism in Eukaryota, Viridiplantae, Streptophyta, Magnoliopsida, Malvales, Dipterocarpaceae.